Molecule: messenger RNA, 1264 nt
Organism: Melanotaenia boesemani (Boeseman's rainbowfish)
Lineage: Eukaryota; Metazoa; Chordata; Actinopteri; Atheriniformes; Melanotaeniidae
Product: ras-related protein Rab-33B-like
Exons: 3
Coding region: 416-1141 (241 amino acids)
Biological process (GO): Rab protein signal transduction
Cellular component (GO): Golgi apparatus; endosome
Molecular function (GO): GTPase activity; GTP binding
Source: RefSeq, a predicted model, not a curated record
CAUUUGUAAAAGGAAGGGUUGGAGGAGGAGAGCGAGGGCUGUUGUUUCCAUGAGUGAGCUGAUAACUUUUUACCAUCUUGACAAACUUUUUUGUUUUUCCUACUGCUUACAAACGUCGCUGUGUUGCAGCUUCCGCUUUGACAAGGGUUUGUAUUAUUUAACAGCAGGGAAGUUUGUAACCAAACAUUUUAGUGGAAAAUCAAUCAGUCUUAUCUGCCUUGAAAGAAACUUGCUCUAUGAACUCUCCACCCUGAAGCUCCACUCAUCACCAUACUGUCAGAUAAACAGUCUGCAAAACGAGACGGCCCCCAUCUCCUCCUUGUACACCCACGCAGGUCAUCACCACCGUGGAUCGUUUCUUAAGAGCUUUUGUUUGGUGUGACAAACUCUAAAAAGAAGCAGUAACGCCGGGCAGAUGGAGUCUUCUUUGGAGUUUUCCGGCUCUCUGGGGAGUGUUUCGUCUCUUUUAACCCGUUGCCGGACUUUCAAAGUGCUUGUGAUCGGAGACUCCGGGGUGGGAAAAACCUGCCUUACGCACCGACUGUGCGCAGGAGAGUUCCCCAUCAGAGUGGAGGCCACCAUCGGGGUUGACUUCCGCGAGCGAGUGCUUGAUGUUGAUGGAGAUAGAAUUAAGCUCCAGCUGUGGGACACGGCGGGACAGGAGCGCUUUCGGAAGUCCAUGGUCCAACACUAUUACCGUAACGUCCACGCGGUGCUCUUUGUUUAUGACGUCACCUGUCCGGCGAGUUUUAAUGGGCUGACUGCUUGGAUAGAGGAGUGCCGGCAAAACUCAGUGGGUCAUGAAAUACCCAGAUUCCUGAUUGGAAACAAGAGUGACCUCCGUAAUCCCAGCAGGACUGAGCGACAGGUGAGCCAGGAGCAGGCAAUGAGCUUCGCCAAAAGUCAUGGCAUGAUCUUCUAUGAGACAUCUGCCAAGAAUCCACAAAAGAAGAGGAUGAACCGGGGAGGUGGCGACAAGGAGGUGGUUUAUCAGCAGGAUGAGGUGGAGGACAUUGUCACUGCUGUUGGCAUCACUCUGAAGAGACAUAAACUUUCAGCAGUGAAUUCCCUGACAUACAGUGGCUCCUUUAGAAUCGUUAACAAGAAAAGACCAGAGAAAGAGAUCUGGAGCUGCUGCUGAGUGACAGACGACUGUUGAAUUUUCCUGACUGAAGACUUUUUUUUUUCCUUUUUUUUAAGCUUUUUCUUUUAGUUUGUACAAAUGUGAAUGUCUGUAAAAAUUAAAAUAAAUUUUUGACCAGUU